CGCAAAGCAUUUACAAUUUGCGGCUUCAGAUACUAAGCAUAGCAGCCAUGCUGCCUAUGAUCAAGCUGGGCGGCCUGGUGGCCCGCACGCUGACGAAGCCCCUAGCGCGUGUGGUCAAGUCACGCUCCAAGGUGCAUCCACUGCUGAACUCCGUGUGUGGACAAUUGGGUCAGCAGCAGCACCGACUGAGCAUGAAGCUGCACAUGGGCUUUCGAGGUAUCUCCAACUACACCAUCAAGCCCCUGCCGGCCGAUCAAGCAGUAGAGCAAGGCGCGGACUUGGUAGGUGAGCUGCUCAUCUUCUCUGUGGCGCUGGGUGUCGCAUCGCUCGAGUACUCGCGCUCAGCUGCCAGUGCGCGUGCCAAAGAGGCCAAGCAAAAGGAGCUACAAUUACAGGAGGAGAGAGAAAUGGAGGCUCGUUUCGAGUAUUUGGAAGGGCAAGUGGUGUGGUUAGAAGACCGUUUGGUGGAGCUUACGAAGAUCCUAGAGAGCGAGAUGGGCGCGAGACUGGAGCUGCUAGUGGCUGAGGCCAAUCGACAAAAGGAGACACCACAAAAAGAGCAGGAAUCGCCUGGAGCUUCGAGACUCGCGCGGAGACGACAGCAACGACUGGACCAGAACGUGCAUGUGGGCGUCGACAUUGACGAGAAAACAGCGGCAGAAGCUUCCACGUCAGUUGCAAAGCUUUGGAAUAGUACAUACGACGCAGUGGCAGGACUGUUCAAGUAGACUUGUGUGUAACAACGAUGUCUUCUGCGACUUGAGAAGUGCUUCCGGGCUUGGAAUUCAUGUAUUAUUGCUAUCAGGAACUUCUUUCAGCCUACGAAGAGCUCUUCGCUCAUCUGAAUAGCUGCCGUUCUGAGUGCUGCGGCCAAGUCUGCGCGCUCCUGCUCCACUGGGUCGAUUUGUUUCUGUGUGUCUGGUUGUGGUGUAGUGCUGCGUGGGCCUAACGAACUGUGGAGCUGGAGACCAAAGUGAAUGCAGCGUAGUACAAGUGUGGGGUGACGAACCUCAUUCGAAGCGAACUGGAAAAUGUCCAACCAGUUGGAGACUGUCAUCAUCCGGCACAUCGCAGACGUCGUCGUGUGCCAACACUUGGCAGACCCAACAGUGUUAGCCAGAUGGAGCAGUUCCCGUAACAUUGGGAAGCUUUGGAGCUCCGUUAGAGCAUUCACUGCGUCCUGUUGGGGCAUUGGUAGAAGGUCUACAAAGUACUGGACACUGGAUGCCCGGAACUUGCUGAGUCUGGCGAUGAUAAUGGAGUUAUUACCCUCUGGAUCGUGACGGUUGUCGGCUUUCCAUCCACGAAGCAGGUUACUAUGUUCGCGCAACAAUGCUGCAGUAGCUUUGACAAACUCUCCGUCUGCACAGCGGAGUUGGAUAAUAAAGUCUUGAUCAUCGGUACUAUCAGGAGUCUUUUCUUCCCCUUCUCUCUCGUUGUUGUCGGUUUGGAAGACAUUACAGUCCCUCGCUUCGAUCUUCAGGGUUGAACAUUUAUCGCUACAGUUUAAGCAAAUGGACAGUAGCGAGACUGCUAGACCCGCCUCGUCGUCCGCUUGGAUUGCCGUCACCA
Messenger RNA from Phytophthora nicotianae INRA-310, 1572 nucleotides. RefSeq lists its product as hypothetical. The record is from RefSeq and is a predicted model, not a curated record. The transcript has a single exon. NCBI's taxonomy places the organism in Eukaryota, Oomycota, Peronosporomycetes, Peronosporales, Peronosporaceae. Gene Ontology annotation, biological process: regulation of lipid metabolic process. Gene Ontology annotation, cellular component: mitochondrion. Bases 48 to 728 code for a protein of 226 amino acids.